Molecule: messenger RNA, 1519 nt
Organism: Galendromus occidentalis (western predatory mite)
Lineage: Eukaryota; Metazoa; Arthropoda; Arachnida; Mesostigmata; Phytoseiidae
Product: epoxide hydrolase 1
Exons: 8
Coding region: 50-1492 (480 amino acids)
Biological process (GO): epoxide metabolic process
Molecular function (GO): epoxide hydrolase activity
Source: RefSeq, a predicted model, not a curated record
GUGUGACUUUUGACGUCUGUAGGAAAAGUAGGAUUGUUUCUCCGUCGCCAUGGGGUGUGUCAAGUGCUCACUGACGUUUCUCAUCAUUUCGGGAAUUGCUCUCGCCGCGCUGGUCGCCUUUUUGAGUAAGCCCGCGGAGCGUCCAGCGUUGGCUGCAGACGGAUACUGGGGCCCGAAAAAGAUUGCCAAAGGAGCGGCGUUGCCGAAGGACAAGGAGAGCGUCGAUAAGUUCUCCAUCGAAUUCGAUGCGAAGAUGAUCGCCGGGCUCCGAGAAGAGCUGAGUCGAACCAAGUGGUUCGAUCCCUUAGAAGACGCAGCUUAUCACUACGGAGUGAAUCUCAGGAGUUUCAAAGAUAUAAUUGAACACUGGCGAACGAAAUUCGACUUCGCGGCUGCUCAGCAAAGGAUCAAUGCUUUUCCUCAUUACAAAACCGAGAUCGAAGGUCUCAAUAUACACUUCUUCCGAAGUCUUCCUCAACCAGGGCCAAAGAUCAAAGUCAUCCCUAUUUUAAUGAUUCAUGGCUGGCCGGGAUCUUUCGUUGAGUUUUUGAAAAUCACCCCCCUCCUAAGCGAAGCGAAGGAUGGCGUCUCUUUCGAUAUCAUCGUCCCGUCCUUGCCGGGAUACGGGUACUCCGAUCCCGCGAAGAAACAGGGCGUGGAUAUCGCAGUCACCGCUCGGAUUUUCAGCAAAUUAAUGAAAAGACUCGGGUAUUCCAAAUACUACGUCCAGGGCGGCGACUGGGGCGCAGCAAUCGCGAACGCGAUGGGCAUCUUCUAUCCGGAAAAUUUGAGAGGCAUUCACAUGAACAUGGUGUUCGCGGACUCCUUGAGCGCCAUAGCAAUCGCCAAACAAACGCUCUUCGGCUUGUUCCCCAAUUAUUUCGGCGACGGACAGAUGCCUAAGUGCAUGAUGGUACCCUACACGGAGCGUGUCGUCGAUGUCCUCCGAGAGGCCGGAUACAUGCAUUUCCAAUCGACAAAGCCCGACACCGUGGGUUUCUCCCUUCUCAAUUCUCCGGCCGGGCUUGCUGCCUACAUUUCCGAGAAGUUUUCCACCUGGACCCAGCCAGACUUUCGGUUUCUGGAUGAUGGAGGGCACGGCAAGAAGUUCACCGUGGAUGACAUACUGACGAACAUCAUGGUAUACUACGCUACGGGCUCCAUAAUUUCUUCGCAGCGUUACUACCGCGAGAAUUUCGCGACUGGUGUGGCGGUGGAGCUUUCGAAGAUCCCCGUUUUCGUUCCGACGGGGUACGCCGUUUUCCCAAAUGAAGUGCUUUGCGUGCCGAAGUUCGUGGCGUCGACUACCCUCAAAAACAUCACCACGAUGACCUACCAGAAAGACGGGGGUCAUUUCGCCGCCUUCGAGCAGCCUGAUCUACUCGAGAAGGACAUUAGGCUCUUCGUGAAAGAAGUCGAAAAGCUUUAUCCAGAGCAAGUCAAGCCUCCGACAGGUUUCGCAGCCUCGUACAUCACGAAGAGCGAAAAAUAAAGAGAGUUAGCCCAGAUUUCUCGCGCC